AUGGAGAUAGACUCAUCUAACAUAGAUGAAAAUAAUCAAGAAAAACAAUCUGUAGAAAGCUCGGUUAUUCCAGAGAAUGAAAAGCCUGAAACAAAUAUUCUACCUACACCAACAGCUCCCAAUAAUAUUAGUGACAUCGAUUCCACUUCAAAUUCUGUAAGCAAAGAAGGCAAAGCAAAGAAACCCAAAAAACGUAAACCAAAAGUUCUUCGUGAUGUUACUGCCCCUCGUCAACCUCUAACUGGAUAUGUUAGGUUUUCAAAUGAGCGUCGUGAACAACUUAGAGCAGAACAGCCAGAGCUUGGCUUUGCAGAAUUAACAAAAAAAUUGGCAAGUGAAUGGAGUAAGUUACCUGUAGAGGCAAAGCAACAAUAUUUAGAUGCUGCAGAUCAUGAUAAAGAAAGGUAUAUGAAAGAGUGGACUGAAUAUAAAAAAACAGACUCAUAUAAAGAGUUUCGGAGACAGCAAAUGGAACAAAAGGAUCCUAAUAGUUCAACAAAGAAGUUAAAACAGAUCCAAUCUAAUGACAAUAAUAAUGUUUCAGGUAAUGCACUACUCGAUCAAACAGUGCCAGUAACAAACACCACCUCAGCCUCUACAAACAAUUCAAGUCGCCUAGCUACGCCGCCCAGAACAAGACCUUGUGUGACACCAGCAUUAGGAGAGGAUCUUGGUGAUACAGACAUACCAAUAUUUACGGAACAGUUUCUCCAGCACAACAAAUUAAGGGAAUCAGAGUUACGACAGCUGAGAAAGGCCAAUUCAGAUUAUGAACAACAGAAUGCAACUUUGCAACGUCACGCUGAAGAAGUAAGCGCGGCGACAGCUCGGCUGCGAGCAGAAACCGCAGCAGCUGCGGAGCGUACAGCUGCGCUGGUUGGACAUCGCAAAGCACUUGUCGCUGCCUUGGUUCAAGCUUUGCAGUCCACUAUUUUACCUCUAUCAGGUGGGCCAGAAGGUGCAACAGAAAACAAUAUAGAGGAAUAUAUGGAAAAAUUGCAAAAGAUGGUAACUGAGAACAAGAACAAUGCAUUGCUAAAGCAAGCUCUUGACAAUCUUAACUAUGUUUCAUUUCAUCUGCCAGUCCUGGGUUAA
Molecule: messenger RNA, 1095 nt
Organism: Pieris macdunnoughi
Lineage: Eukaryota; Metazoa; Arthropoda; Insecta; Lepidoptera; Pieridae
Source: the annotation of a GenBank genome assembly